AUGGCGAAUACAAUGGUUGGGAUUAUUCCAAGAUGCGUGGAUUAUAUCUCAAAUGUUACACUGGAAGGGUUUCAAUUCGGGCAUCUGGAGAUGUUCGGGGUUAAAUUGGGUUACCUGCGAGUCAACGGGAAGCAAAUGUUCGCCUUGUCUCAAGUGCUGGCGGAUCUAUUCAAGCACGUCCCCAGAACCACGAUCCGAAAAAGAAUGGAGUACCUGAAAAUCAAGAGGCGUCGCUGCGAUUUGCAAGAACUGCGGACUCUCAAAGCCAUAAAAUCCGUGCCAACGCGGGCAGUCAAAUGCACACUCAUUUCCAAAGAAGACCUGGAGGCUUUGUAUACGGUUUACAAAGCCCCCGAGUGCACCAAGAAGAAACUCAAGGUAAAGGUGAGAGAGAGGGGGCAGUUCCCCAACCGCUCGGACCCCGGUUACUUCUCGGGCUUCUGCAGAGAGAGGACGGUGUUCUUGCGGACUCGGAACCCUGCCGAGCGCUGCGAAGAGGAAUCCAAGACAGCGGUCGAAUCAACUGACAACAGCGGCCUGUUCGAGCGGCCCGGCUGCCGAUCCAUCACCGACCCCAACGGACAAGGCUUUACAAACUAUGAAAAUGUUGGAAAAUCCAGUUUCUGUCCGGUGUACCGAGAGCGGGAUGGGUUUUACCAGGGCGUGGGCUGCCGUUAUUCCAGAACUGUUCAACCCGCCAUCGCAGUUCGAUUCAAUGGGGCGGGCGGUCCCGUUCAUUUCAGGACGAAAUAUUCCUGCUGCAAUCAGAGCAAAAAUGCGGGAAGUGGAUUUAUCGGAAACUAUAAUUCAUCCUUACCGCCGCCAGCUUUGAAGUCUGUGAAAAGGAUGGUGCUUUCCGGAGAUAUAAAGGCUUUGAGUGAAACUCGCUCUGCGCAGACGGAUCAGGGCGCCUCUCUCGGAUGCUCCAGCGACUCGGAUUGCAGCUUGGAUCCGGAGAACGACUCGGAUUGCGGGUCGACGGACGAAGACGAAGAGUCGCUACUUUCCGGCUGCAGCAGCGACGACCAGAGCUCUUCGGCCUCUGAUUCCAGCUCGGCUUUCAGCGGCGCCUCGCUGCACAGCAUCCGCUUCAGGCGAGCCACCUUACCCAGUCUCUGUCACAAGACUCCUGGUGUCCCGGGGCAGCCCGGACCGGAGGAGAGACUGGAGCUCACGGCGGGGGAACGCCAAUCACUUUACGCUGGAGGUGCGCCUCACUCGCGCCCGUUCUGCCGCCAGCCGGGUCACGGGCCCUCGAUUAACGCCGGGGACGAGAGGACCGGCGACGAGAACGCUCUUUGGACUUCAGCCAAAGGGGUCGCAGUGUCACAGCCAGACCCUGCGAGAAAUCCCACUCAACCGCCACAUCUGACCCCAAACAACUUUGCAAAGCGUGGGGCCUCUCUAUCCAGCUUCAAAGAAAGCUGGCGGCCCUCACAACAAAGGGAUUUAUUGCAUUCAGAUGCACGGUCCGGUGCAUCCGCUGCACCCUGCCUCGGCGAGAACUAUUUGAAAAACUUCGGGAGGGACCAAGGAACUUCACCAGCUCUCAACGCCCAGGCAGAGGGAAGGAUUAAACAAACUUUUAAGGGUUCUGAUUUAAACCAGAGUUCUGCAGUCACCAACGCUACCCGGACUCACCUUCGAGCCCAGCAGAGUGACCAGAGCGUCUUCGAUCCAAUCCACAAAUUGGGCCUCUGGAACUCUGGAGAGAGCGAGGGUCCGGGCAACUAUGACCUCAAGAGGAAGCGGCGGAAAGCGAAACUAACCUCGGGAAUCCACCCCAAUGAAAACGGUGGAGUACAGUCUGUGGGAGGCCAUAAUGGCUCCAUCCACCGACCCAAACAUUCUACCUCAAAAGGAGUACAAAACCGCAGCACUUUACAAAGCAAGGCUUCGGCCAUUGGUAGCUGGGACAGUGGUACAAAAAAGAAACAGGUUUCUUCCAGGCGUGACAAACAGCUUACCUCCAAAAGGUGCCCUGCAAAGACGCCCGACAGAAUUCAACCCUGGGUAACCGCAACAGGCAGAAGGGCGAAUUUGCUGAAAGACUCGUCGAGGUGCAAGCGUGUCACUUGCGGAUUAGCAACGCCAGUAAAGAAAGCUUUUAGUCUAAUGGGCAAUUUCCCCUCGCCGCCUUCGCUGGUUGUGGGGGAUGAUGGAGAUUUGUGCCCUGCCUAUUCGUUUUGCUCCGACCAUUCUUGCUCAAUGCAGAAAGCUCACCCAGUGUGGAGAUGGCAGAUCGGGGGCACCGCAAUCCCUCUUCCACCGAGCCAUAAAUUCAGGGGCUUCAGCAUUUAACCCUUUAACAGGCAACAGGCCACGUUUGGGGCUGAACACAAAUUGGCUGCGAAUAAGAUUCUGCAGGGCUGGUGCUAAUGGAAAUGAUCCUAAAAGUUAUUCUAUUUAUGGCAUCUCCAAAAACAAUCAAAUAUCGGGAAAUAUGGUUUACAACACUGAAUGAGAGUAUCUCUUGAUCACUUCAUCCCAACUGAACCUCAUCCACAAUCCCAACAGAAAUCCGUCACAUUUAAGGAAAAUAAAUUUGAGAAAUAUACAAGGUUUCUUUCGAGACAACUGUAUAAUACUGAUGGGGAAAAGGAAAUCAAUCAGAAUUUAGUCCCAGGAUUGUACAAACCUUUCUGUAGCUUUGCACUAUUUAUUUCCCUUGUGCAAUCGACCUAUAUACAUGGGAGUCUCGCUGGGUGAACGUUCAGCUUGCCCAGCGAGCACAUUUUCAGACAAUGCGUUAAAAAGACAAAAGAAUAACACAUUUCAAUUGUACCCUCAAAGUAAUCAGAAUGCAAUUUGGAACCUGAAAAGGAUGAAUGGGAUUUUUGUUAUUUUUUUCUGGAUAAUAUUCUUUAAACGUUAGAUAAUCCCAAAUGCAACAAUCUUUUUUUUCACUUAUUUCAGUUCCCUCGUUCUGCUCAGUAGGCCUUAAUUAAAAGUAGGCAGAAAAUAGUAGUGACAAGUCAAGAGCAGGGAGCAUCUGUCAUCUUUUAUAAUGGGCGAAGCGUUCUCAUAAAAUUUUACCGCAUUUCUUUAUUUUUAAAAUGUUUAUUUUCUCUUAAAGUCGUGAAGUAUUGACAAACUAUUCUGAAAUUUAAUUUAAGACACAGUUUAGUUGAAAUUCCACUGAAGAAGGAGAAAAGCGGGAGUGUCUGUGUGUGUGUGUGUGUGUGUGUGUGUGUGUCUGUGUCUGUGUGUGCGUGCGUGUGUGUGUGUCUGUGUGUGUGUCUGUGUGUGUGUGUCUGUGUGUGUGUGUGUGUGUGUGUCUGUGUGUGUGUGUCUGUGUGUGUGUGUGUGUGUGUGUGUGUGUCUGUGUGUGUGUGUGUGUCUGUGUGUGUGUGUGUAUACACGUGUUGGGAUGGGGGUCUAUUUGACUGUGUAUGUGGACGAACGAGUAAAAUCCUAUUCUCUCUAUGUUACUUCUAUCUCCUUGAAAAUCGGAUGUGGAAUUUGCAGGGGAAACACAGGAACCUUCCGUUUAGAUGCAAAUCAGUUGGACUCCGGAGCAAGAGAGGUUAAUACACCAAGGCACGCAUUACUGAUCAAACCCCCACGCAAUGUUCCAAUCAAUAGUUCCUUUCAGACUGAUUCUUGAGCUGAAAUGCGAUUGUAAUACCUUUUGGAAAUUAAAAUUUAUUCCUCA
Pristis pectinata (smalltooth sawfish) is the source of this 3655-nucleotide messenger RNA. RefSeq names its product SKI/DACH domain-containing protein 1-like. The transcript has a single exon. The record is from RefSeq and is a predicted model, not a curated record. NCBI's taxonomy places the organism in Eukaryota, Metazoa, Chordata, Chondrichthyes, Rhinopristiformes, Pristidae. Bases 1 to 2301 code for a protein of 766 amino acids.